This is a messenger RNA of Camellia sinensis, 517 nucleotides long. The record is from RefSeq and is a predicted model, not a curated record. Lineage: Eukaryota; Viridiplantae; Streptophyta; Magnoliopsida; Ericales; Theaceae.
AUGGGUGGAUUUGCAGAGAAAAUGGGUUUGAGAGAUGAAGAAGAAAAUGAAAAUGGGCAUAUCCUUGCACACCUCCUGGCUGCAACCUCCAUUGGAGUCAUCUCUGCCACUGCGUUUCACUACUACCAUCGACAAAAGCCCCCAAAACAGUUAGAAGAUCAAACCGUAGUUCCAUUGUUAGAGAGGAAUGAGUCUGGCCGUGUUGCCAGACUUGAGAGAUUCUCCAAUUAUGUUGCUAGGCAGAUAGGAUUUGAAGAUGGAAGUGAAUGUCCCCAACUUUGCAAAUUAGCAUAUGAGUACCUCAAAAAAUCCAAAGAGUGUGAGAGUACUAUCUAUGAGUAUUUUGCUGAUGAGCCACAUGUUGAUGAGCUGUAUGUGAAGUUGGUUGAGGAGUUUGAUAGGUGCAUCCUUGCCUACUUUGCAUUUCAUUGGAGCCAAGCUUCUCUCAUGAUCACUCAGGUGUUGAGUAUUGAUUCUGAAAGAAAAAGUUGAAGGACCUUGUGCUGGCAGCUACAAG